Sander lucioperca (pikeperch) is the source of this 621-nucleotide messenger RNA. Its product is annotated as Fc receptor-like protein 5. Lineage: Eukaryota; Metazoa; Chordata; Actinopteri; Perciformes; Percidae. Gene Ontology annotation, molecular function: transmembrane signaling receptor activity. The record is from RefSeq and is a predicted model, not a curated record. The transcript has 3 exons. The coding region runs from base 100 to 606 and encodes 168 amino acids. Gene Ontology annotation, biological process: cell surface receptor signaling pathway.
UUAAACUAACCUGAGGGUCAUUUCUCUUCAGUUCUGAUCUCACUGCUGAGCUGCACAACCAACCAAGUCUCUCUGACUGUGAGUCCUAGCAGCUCUCAGAUGUUUAAAGGACAGUCUGUCUCUCUGAGCUGUGAGGAGGACGACAGCUCUGCUGGAUGGACUCUGAGGAGGAACACAACCAGAAAAACUAGAGCUGAGUGUAAAGACUGGGAAGGAAUAUCUGCUGGUUCUUCCUGUAAAAUCAGCUACAUGGCCCCAUCAGACAGUGGAGUUUACUGGUGUGAGUCCAGAGAGGGAGCAACCAGUAACAGCAUCAACAUCACUGUCACUGGUGGACCAGUGAUCCUGCAGAGUCCUGUCCUCCCUGUGACGGAGGGAGAAGACCUCACUCUGCUCUGUAAAACAAAGACGUCCUCCAACCUCCCAGCUGGUUUCUAUAAAGAUGGCUCCUUCAUCAGGACUGAGCCUGCAGGUCACAUGACCAUCCACCAUGUUUCCAGGUCUGAUGAAGGCCUCUACAAGUGUAACAUCAGCAGUGAUGGAGAGUCUCCACCCAGCUGGGUCUCUGUCACAGGUGAGGAGGUUAAAGGUCAUUAUUCAUCUUAGGGUGCUUUCACACCU